This is a messenger RNA of Octodon degus (degu), 1933 nucleotides long. It is a transcript of the gene Lamp3, whose product is annotated as lysosomal associated membrane protein 3. The record is from RefSeq and is a predicted model, not a curated record. Bases 265 to 1497 code for a protein of 410 amino acids. Lineage: Eukaryota; Metazoa; Chordata; Mammalia; Rodentia; Octodontidae. Gene Ontology annotation, cellular component: membrane. The transcript is spliced from 6 exons.
CCAAGCCGUUAGAGGAAAAGAAGACCCAGAUGCUGGCAUUCUCUCUGUGCUGGGUGCUCCAGCCCCCCAGCCCCUCCCAGUACUCCCAGAGAGAGGAGAGCGCCUGCUGCCCUCCAGCCUCUUGUGGUUUCCCUCUGCGGCUGUACAACGCUGCUUGGGCGGGCCCUGCAGCCACUUCUCAUAACACAGGCGACUCUCGUGUCUCCACCACUGGGGCUGAAGGACAGGAGCUGGCCUGUGUCCCAGCUGCCUUGCCUGCCAGUCAUGUCGCACCAGCUAUCUGCAGUGGCAGUGCUCCUCAUGAUCCUAGCCGUCAUCUUGCAAGAUGGUCACCAAGUGUUUGCAGAAGCCAGGCACAGUCUUCAGCCUCCUGCCACAAUGACCAGCCCAGCCACAGCCACACCUCUCCUGCAGCCCACUAAGCCAGGGCCAGCCGAACCCUCAGUGAUGAGGUCCAGGGGUGCUCGCACCUCCUCUCAGACAGCUGGGGAGACCUCUGAAAACCCAACACACACUGUUAAAGCUCUGACAACUACCCGACACCCUACAGCCCAGUCACCGAGCACCCACACCCCUGCCACCCCCAACAAUUCGCACACAGUUACUCCACUUACUGAAGCCACCAUCGGGCCCAGCUCACCUCCCCACUCACAGCCACCCCUGUCAUCACCAACCUCUCUACCUAGAACCAGUCCAUCCCCUGUCAGUCUCACGACCAGGAAAACCACUCAACCACGUGGCCAGGACACUCUCUCCAAAGCUUGGUCCACGAUACCAUACAAGAGCACAACUAGCCAGAAGCCCCCACCCACCCACACCCCGGGAACAUCCGUAGCCACACACAAUGGCACCCAAACAGCCUCCCCUGCCUCCACAGUUCCUGUGCCUACCCUGGCACCUGAGCCGUCAUCUGCCAAGACCGGAAUUUAUCAAGUUCUAAACGGAAGUAGGCUCUGCAUAAAAGCAGAGAUGGGGAUACAACUGAUUAUUCAAGAAACAAAGUCGGUUUUCUCACCUCCAAGAUACUUCAACAUUGACCCCAGCACAACCAAAGCCUCUGGCAACUGUGGCUUCCGAAAAGCUAACCUUCUCUUGAGUUUCCCUGGUGGAUUCGUGAAUCUCACAUUUACCAAGGAAGAAAAUUCAUAUUACAUCAGUGAACUAGGAGCCCAUCUGACUGUCUCAAAUCCAGAGAAAGACUUCCAGGGGCUGAAAAGCUCGAUGGUGCUCUUCGAGACGGUGGCCGGGCACUCCUUCCAGUGUGUGAGCGCGCAGAUCACGCCGCUGUCGCCUCAGCUUCAGCUGAAAACAAGGAACGUCCAGCUGCAAGCCUUUGACUUCGAGGGUGACCGCUUCGGAAACGUGGACGAAUGCUCCGCCGACUACACCGUGAUGCUCCCGGUGAUCGGCGCCGUGGUGCUCGCCCUCUGCGGCCUGGGGCUGUGCGUGUGCAUAGCCCGCCUCCGCAGGCGGUCAUGCGGGUACCAGAGGAUCUGACCGUGGGAAAUGGAAGUGACCGUGAGAAACGGAAGUGACCGUGGGAAACGGAAGUGACAGAGUUCUGAGCAUUCUUCUACUGUCUCCAAGAUGCUGGGGUCGUCCGAAGAGGAGGGGUCUGUUAGGUGAUAGAAUCUGGUCUGUUCUACGAAAACCAAGUGCACUGUGUUUGUGGUUCAAAAUUCAUGCUGCGCAUUAAUUUUUUUUUUGUUUAUCCACAAAAGACAGUGUUUAAGAGUAUUUUAUAGUUUCCUUCAGAACAUUUUAACCACUCAUAGGCAAACUUUGAGAUGUACUGAGUUAACAUAAUGUAUGUGAAAUGAAAAAUGCCUCCAAAUUAUAAACCAGAGGAUCGAUUGUGCUUAUUAACACUCGCUUUCGUUUUCCAUUUUUAAAAAUGCCUUUACCUUCUCUGUCAAAUACAGGGGUCGGGGAG